AAGCCAUAGCGAGUCAAACAACUAGUUACAACAGGAACUAAAACAAAAGCAAUCAUCACUAACCAGUAGACCAAUACACUCAGGAAUCAAGAUGUCAAGCACCUUCUCACUCGCAAUCAGUGCUGCAAUACUGCUAGCAUGUCUAAUACAUGUAACGAACACUGCACCAGCAAUCUCGAUACUAGAAAAGCUGACUUGUCGGCAUCAAGAUGUAGCUGCGAAAAAAAUGUGGAAGAAAUGCAUUAUGCCAAAUAAAAAUCAUAUAAUUUCUUCACUUAAAGGCCGUCCUCUCGAUCUUCCACAUAAACUCAAGGAUAACAAGAUACCAGUAAUGGACAUACCACCAAACUCUUUUAAAUGUUUUGCUGUUAUGAGGUAUGCUUCUGAUGCUAGUGUUGCAGUGCCUAAAUGUCCAGCAGUUUGCAAGUUAUAUAAUCCUAAAGAGAAGAAUGGAUGUGCAGUUGGCAAUGAUCUCCUCAACAAUGCAUUCACUGAGAGACGAGGUAUCUCAGUGCUUAAAUCACCACGCUAUGGUUGUAGCAACUAUUCAAGAAAUGAGAUAUGUGUUUAUCAUGUACAAAUGCCUUGCAAAGGUAAACGCGUUUUCUUGUCUCGAGAAUCAUCUGAAAUAGAUCUAGCUGAAGGAGAUUCGGUUGAAAUCAUUGUCCGAGAGAAUCAAACAAUAUAUGAAUCAAUCACUGGAAAUGGCAUUGAACAAUCACUUAAUAUAAAAUCAUCUAAUUUCUUUGUUCUAUUCUUGAGUGAAAAAGAUGCAACACAAGGUGCUGGGUUUAAACUUCAGUUUGAAUGCCAAGAAGAAGAUGAAGAUGAUGAAGAUCUGGAAGGAUCUGGACUAUAAUAUGAAUAAACUAGAACCUUAUAA
This is a messenger RNA of Amphimedon queenslandica, 883 nucleotides long. RefSeq lists its product as uncharacterized. The record is from RefSeq and is a predicted model, not a curated record. The transcript has 2 exons. Bases 92 to 859 code for a protein of 255 amino acids. NCBI's taxonomy places the organism in Eukaryota, Metazoa, Porifera, Demospongiae, Haplosclerida, Niphatidae.